UUUACACUGGAGGUUGACAGGGAGUCUGCGCCCAGGUACAGCAGUGCAUCAGAGAGGAGGAGAGAGAGACACCGAGCGGAGGGAGUGAUAUUUAUAGCCUACAGCGAGGCUGCAGCACAGAGAUAAGGCUUGGGACCAAGCCGCAGGCAGACAGGCAGACGGGGCUUAGGGAAAAGAGGACACGUCAAAAUGAAACGGUUCCUCCCGGUAGUUUUAUUAGGGGCCGCAGUGGUCGCCCUGGUCGGCGCAGCCGGUACCGACGGCGAGAUCUCCUUCGAGUACCACCGCUAUGAGGAGCUGCGGAAAGCGCUGGUGUCGGUGUGGCUGCAGUGCCCGACCAUCACCCGCAUCUACACCAUCGGGGAGAGCUUCGAGGGCCGCGAGCUGCUGGUGCUGGAGAUGUCCGACAACCCCGGGACGCACGAGCCUGGGGAGCCAGAGUUUAAGUACAUCGCCAACAUGCACGGCAACGAGGCGGUUGGCAGAGAGCUGCUCAUCUACCUGGCUCAGUACCUGUGCAACCAGUACCAGCAGGGCAACGAGACCAUCAUCGACCUCAUCCACAACACCCGCAUCCACCUCAUGCCCUCCAUGAACCCAGACGGCUUCGAGAAGGCCGCGUCACAGCCCGGAGAGAUCAAGGACUGGUUCGUCGGCCGCAGUAACGCGCAGGGUGUGGAUCUGAACCGUAACUUCCCCGAUCUAGACCGCAUCAUUUACAUCAAUGAGAGGGAGGGUGGAGCCAACAACCACUUGCUGCAGAACAUGAAGAAGGCCGUGGAUGAAAACACCAAGCUGGCUCCAGAGACCAAGGCAGUGAUUCACUGGAUCAUUGAUAUCCCUUUUGUCCUCUCAGCUAACCUGCAUGGAGGAGACGUGGUGGCCAACUACCCAUAUGAUGAGACCCGCACUGGAUCCACUCACGAGUACAGCGCCAGUCCAGAUGAUGUGAUGUUCAAGUCUCUGGCCAGGGCCUACUCCAUUUACAACCCAGUGAUGUCCGACCCUCACCGACCCCCAUGCCGUAAGAACGAUGACGACUCCAGCUUCAAAGAUGGCAUCACUAACGGAGGGGCCUGGUACAGCGUGCCAGGAGGAAUGCAGGAUUUCAACUACCUCAGCAGCAACUCCUUUGAGAUCACCCUGGAGCUCAGCUGUGAUAAGUUCCCCAAUGAGGACACACUCAAGACCUACUGGGAGCAGAACCGCAACUCACUCGUCAACUACAUUGAGCAGGUUCACCGUGGCGUCAAGGGCUUCGUGCGUGACCUCCAGGGCAACCCCAUUUCCAAUGCCACCAUCUCUGUGGAGGGUAUUGACCAUGACAUCACCACAGCCAAAGAUGGAGACUAUUGGCGCCUGCUGGCUCCAGGAAACUACAAAGUGGCAGCCUCUGCUCCAGGAUACCUGACUGUCAUCAAAAAGGUGGCUGUUCCCUACAGCCCUGCAACCAGGGUGGACUUUGAGCUGGAGUCUCUGAUGGAGAGGAAGGAGGAGGAGCGGGAGGAGCUGAUGGACUGGUGGAAGAUGAUGUCAGAGACACUGAACUUCUAAAGUGUUUGUCUGCUUAGGGAUUGGACCGUUCGCACAUCGAUGUAAUAUAUUCGACAUUCUGUGUGCCCGUCCACUCUAAAAAAAGAAUAUAUUGUCUCUUAUUUCUUUUGUUCUCUUUCAAUCAUUAUUUUAAUUGAUUAUAUUGUUUAUUAAUGUGACGGUUUGCCUCAUACUUCUGUAGAUUGUUUAAAUAUCCUGCACACACACUGACGGACGCAGGGGGAAUUUGCAGGUAGCUUGAUGGCAGUGAGAUCGGUGUUGAUUUCUGUGGUGUUGUGUUCUUUAUCGUACACGUGAUUGAUGACCAUAGCACCCAUCUAUAUAAGCAAUGAGUGACUGAGUAAUUAUGUACAUAAAAGAGCUGUUUACAUCAUUACUACAUGGCUCUGUUCAUAGGAAUUCGUCAUUUUUCCUGUUUUAAAUGUCUCUGUUUCUCCAGGCUUGAGCGCGAAUACACAAACACACAACCCUGGUGCACACAAAACGACACACCCGUUCGCUUCCCAGUAACUGUAAACACACACGCUGACAAAUACUCUUUCUCUGUUUCUCUCCUGUAAUAUAAAAAUACAACUAUGGUUUUGAGAUAAUCAGGGACAUUAAAAACACUGUAAAAUCACUGUAAACAUUAUAUUGUAAACAAUCUAUACAGGCAAGCUCGUUUCCCUGUAUGUUAUUGAUGUUGAGAUUUUUUUUUUUUAA
This is a messenger RNA of Xiphias gladius (swordfish), 2256 nucleotides long. RefSeq names its product carboxypeptidase E (gene cpe). The transcript has 9 exons. The record is from RefSeq and is a predicted model, not a curated record. Gene Ontology annotation, biological process: proteolysis. The coding region runs from base 190 to 1554 and encodes 454 amino acids. Gene Ontology annotation, molecular function: zinc ion binding; metallocarboxypeptidase activity. Lineage: Eukaryota; Metazoa; Chordata; Actinopteri; Istiophoriformes; Xiphiidae.